Messenger RNA from Zygosaccharomyces rouxii, 615 nucleotides. RefSeq names its product MIND complex subunit NNF1 (gene NNF1). Gene Ontology annotation, biological process: chromosome segregation. Lineage: Eukaryota; Fungi; Ascomycota; Saccharomycetes; Saccharomycetales; Saccharomycetaceae. The record is from RefSeq and is a predicted model, not a curated record. Gene Ontology annotation, cellular component: MIS12/MIND type complex. The transcript has a single exon. Bases 1 to 615 code for a protein of 204 amino acids.
AUGACGAAGGACGAUAAGAUUAGGUACCUGAGGUUGAAUCAAGUUUUCCACAAGGCACUGACACAAUCGAUAUCGAAACUACAGAAUUGGGAUAUAGUAAGUUCAUGCUUCCCGGAUUAUGCCAGUACAAGGGAAGGUUCUACCAAUCUCAGUAAUUGUCAGGCACAAGUGAUUGAAUUUUGGACUGAAAUAUGUAGGAGAGAAUUCGAAGAGAUCCUGAGGGAGAGGAACGUUAAAGUGAAAUUAGAUGAAUUGGAUGAAUUGAUAUUGGAAGCUAGAGAAAGACUACGAACACUACCACGAGAUGAGAAGGGAAAUCAUGCUAAGAGCACCCCGAUCGAUGAAUUAUCAAGUAGUAAAUUGAUCGAGUGUAAUUUAUAUUCACAAAGGCUACAAACGAUGGAACAGCUGGAUCAAAGAUUACAUAAAUUGAAUCGAGUCAAUCGAGAUCUAGAUAAGGAGUUACAAGAAUUGGAAUCAUCGAUUGAUUCUGAUAGAAAAGAUUUAAGUCAAUUGUAUGAUAGAUAUGUGGGUCAAACGGUUAAUAAUCCAUUGGAUGAAACCCUGGUACAAGGUUUGAAUGAUAUGUUAUUGGAACUUAGGGAAGAAUUGUAA